This is a messenger RNA of Colletotrichum navitas, 1230 nucleotides long. RefSeq lists its product as uncharacterized. The record is from RefSeq and is a predicted model, not a curated record. Bases 1 to 1230 code for a protein of 409 amino acids. The transcript has 2 exons. NCBI's taxonomy places the organism in Eukaryota, Fungi, Ascomycota, Sordariomycetes, Glomerellales, Glomerellaceae.
AUGGAUCCGGCACGCCAUCAGGACCGCCACCACAGAAACGGGGCGGCGUUGACCCCUGCCGUCAGGCUCGUCUUGUACUCUCUCAGUAUCGCAGGCGGAAUGCAGCUUUGGGGCCGGAGCCUUGUCGACGGGACUUUGGUCAAACUCUUGUCGGCUGUGCAUGGGCCGGACCCGUAUCAGCUCCCAGGCACGCAGACGCAGCUGAAGUCCAGCUUCACGGGCGUCUUCGCCAUCGACUACCUGCUCCGCAUCUUGGUUGUGUUCUUCUGGGAAGUUGCCGACGGCUCCCAUCCCGCUUCCUCGGCCAUCGGCCUGUACUUCCUUGGCCAGUACUUCUCAGUCUUGUUGGUGUUUUACUUGGAGGACUCUCGACACGGGGCGAGGCCAAGCUACGUUAGGCCGACUCUCUGGCUUCUCCUGUUCCAAGCCACCGGCAUCGGGUGUGCCGGACCGCUAUGGGUCCUUUCUCACCUGGGAGCUUCCAACGGCGGCUCGGUUGGCCGCAUGUCUUCCUUGAAAGAUUCCCUGGAGCGAGCAGCACCUUUAUCGUCCCCACAUGUCCCCUUCCUCAUCCUUGCAGCCCUCGUCAUGGGCUAUGCCGCUCCCGCAUCCCUGAUGCUGCUGCCUUCUCCUCGCGUCCUGUCCGCCGACUCCAAGCAAUUCGCGCUGGUUCUAUGGAACAUCUUUCCCAUAUGGGUGCUAGCUGCGUUGCUUGGGCUCCGUAGUGUCCUUCCCUUGGCCCGGAGCUCGCAGCAGCAGCCCGCUGGUUCCUUCAAGGAUGCCGCGGCCGUAACCCAGCUACGAACGAACCGCCGUUACAUAGCGAACAUGGCCCUGGUCUAUGCCCCCGCGCUCAUCGUAAGCGUGUACUCACACAUCGCGGUCUUGGCAGCCACGGUAUCCACGCGCCUGUUCCCCGCCCUCUUUCGCCCGGAGCACCUGGCCAGCCUGACGCCCUGGGAAGUGUUCGUGCCGCCGCUGUCCGUGGUCGCUGGGCAAACGGUCGGUGAUGGCACUCGAAGCUUCAUGCUGUGGGAUCAGGUCUUCGGGUACGGAACAGUUGGCAUUGUCAUGCUAUUGCGACUUCGCAGUGCGGCUGACGCGGUUGGGAGGCCGUUGGGUUCGGUCAAGAUGGUUACCGGGAUAUUGCUCGCCUCGCUUGUUGCGGGACCAGGCAGCGCUUGCUUACUGGCCUGCUGGGUCAGCGAAUUGCUUCUUCUACUCGGUUGA